CGUGUUGAUAUGGCAGUGUGCGAAGCAGUGAUUGCAAGCAAGUCCUUAAUUUUUAGGUUGAGAACUUCAGAUGUCAGGAACAACUCAUCUGCCAGAUACUCAGGAAGUGUUAUUGGACCAUCUUUUAGUAAAACUGAGGCACCUUUCGCCGGGUCAAGAGGACAGCCUAAUUGAACUUCUUGGCGAAGGUCUGACAAAUGAAGAAUUAUUGCAGCUUCUUCAGUCAGACCAGGAGCUUGGAAAUGCUGUCCAAACCCUGCUUUCUUAUCAGCAAAAUGGGAGCCUGACGCUGGGGGAGGCGGUGUUUGCGCGCGUCUCCCGACUCGAUUCGGAGCUGUGCGCCCAGCUGAGUGGCAUGCUGCUGGAGAUGCCGCCGCUCCGGCUGGCCAGGCUGCUGCAGGACGAGGGACGCCUGAGGGAGGCCGUCGCCGCCGCCCGCGCCGAGUACCUCCGCUACACAGGAGCCAGUCAGGUGGCGGCGGCGGCGGCGGGUACCACAGCACCGGUACCGGCCACCCGCGAGGAGUUGGCUGAACGGCUGUUCGCGGCACUGCACGAGCAGCACCCGCAGCUGGCCGGCCGUCUGACGGGCAUGCUGCUGGAGCUGCCGGAGCCCGAGCUGACCGAGCUGCUGCACGACCGUGAGCUGCUGACGCUGCGAACUGAACAGGCGCUGCGGGCACUCGGCAGGUGACCGUGAGCUGCUGAUGAUGCUAACUGAACAGGCGCUCAUGGUACUCGGGCGGUGACCGUGAGCGGCUGACGAUGCGAACGGAACAGGCGCUCCGGGCACUCGGCCGGUGACCGUGAGUGAGCAGUGUUGGAGACGAAAGGGGAAGCUGGUACAGGUGCAUUUAUUUGCACCCUGCCAUAAUAUGAGAGACGUAAGGCGAAACAACGCGAUGGCAAGCUGCAAGUUCUUUCAAAGCUGUUUAAUUAGGUACGACUUACAUCCACGAGUAUCCAAAGAAGAAAACAACGACGAAGGUGCGUGGCUCCAACACAUGGUGAGUCGGAAUUCGUACGACGCUGAGAAGCUUUCGAUAGCAUUCCAAGAUACAUAGCUCACUUAGGAAUAUGGCUUAUUACGGGUGAUGAGUAUAUUUACCAGAAUAGGUAAAAUGUCAUGAAUAUUUGCGUAUAGUACGCUACCUGAGCUUUGUGAUAAAGAAAAGUCGUAUCAUACCUGGGUCAAAAGGCUGCUAAGACGCCUAAGCUGAAUUAUUUAUGUUAGUCUUGACAGUUUAUCGUUGUUACCUAGAUAUUCCGUACAACUUCCAUUGGCAAUGCUCGUUUGCGCUUAUUUUAACGCGACUGAUCGGUGAUGAUGCUUGAAUAAGAUAUGAGUUGCACGGUUCUCGUGCGUAAAUCGUAAACCUGCUGUUUUUACGAUACAAGUUGAGAAUAUAUCAUGAAGCAGAUUGGCAAUAGCAGUUCACACCCUAUCUUAUUCUUGCUUCUCUUUUAUCACAAAAUAAAGCCUGUGGAACAUGAGUUUGCAAAAGUUUCUCAAAGUGCAGAUAGCUGAUAGAUAUAUAAUUGUGUCAUUUAAGUUUUAGAUGCCGUGAUUUCCUUCCUUAUGUAGAGGGACUCCAUACUAUUUCCUGACUCGUAGCUGGGUGAGUAAUGUAACUGCAGUGUUUCGAUAUUAACCCAAGUUAUUAAAAAAGGAGUAGCUACGCUGCACCCCACCGAAAGGUGGGGUGCGGCGUAGCUACUCCUUUUUUAUUUCAAAGUUGAAUCUUUUCUAUGACCUAGUAGUAGAUAUAGCCAAAGACAGUCGAUGGGUCGUACCGUCGUGGAUACGGACUGUCUAUUUGGGUUUGCUAUUGCAGUGCUUGGCUAUUUUUGUAUGCGUUGGUGUACUGAAAAUGAAAUAAAUGACAUGAUAUGAUGC
This is a messenger RNA of Amphibalanus amphitrite, 1897 nucleotides long. Its product is annotated as polyadenylate-binding protein 1-A-like. Gene Ontology annotation, molecular function: RNA binding. The record is from RefSeq and is a predicted model, not a curated record. The transcript has 4 exons. Lineage: Eukaryota; Metazoa; Arthropoda; Thecostraca; Balanomorpha; Balanidae. Gene Ontology annotation, biological process: protein polyubiquitination; regulation of double-strand break repair; DNA damage response. Gene Ontology annotation, cellular component: nucleus. Bases 71 to 694 code for a protein of 207 amino acids.